Messenger RNA from Nezara viridula (southern green stink bug), 549 nucleotides. The record is from the annotation of a GenBank genome assembly. Lineage: Eukaryota; Metazoa; Arthropoda; Insecta; Hemiptera; Pentatomidae.
AUGAGGAACCGAAGACAGGAGAGCAAAAACCAGGAGGUUGGUUGUUGCCUUCCCAUAGCCGAUCCUUGGCUGGCCAUGCAAAUGUUGCUGGGCCGUGGAGAAUCGAAAAUGGCCGCCUCCCACCGCUCAAAGGAUAUUAUAUCUUCUCUCCUGGAGAACGUGCUGGGGUCGUGGGACUCCAGUCAUUGUUCUUCGGGGUCCUCCCACCAUCUCUGCGUCAUCCUCAACCAACAAGAAGAAACCGAUCCUUGUAUAUCAUUAGUAAUAGUCUACUAUACUAUCAACCGGCACUACGAUGCUGCGGUUGCGUCAAGACACGUUUCCAUCCGGAGCUACAUCAUCCGGGACAGGUUAAUGGCCACAAUGAGUAGGAGUGUCAGCAACCAAUUGCUAUUCCGCGCCUUCGUCCCUCCAAUUGGAGAAGAAGUGGACAUCGAUGACCCUUCAAUAAGUGUCCAUCUCCCACGAUACACCUCAGCUAUAAUCAGGGCCGGCAGAGGUCCUUUGAAGAACAAAAAGCAGCAGGACACUUAUGCCCUUCGCCCUUAG